Molecule: messenger RNA, 636 nt
Organism: Miscanthus lutarioriparius
Lineage: Eukaryota; Viridiplantae; Streptophyta; Magnoliopsida; Poales; Poaceae
Source: the annotation of a GenBank genome assembly
AUGGCCAAUCCGGUGAGCAUCGUGCAGCCGAUCAUAGACUUGGCGCUGAAGAUAAAGGAGGCGGUGGAGACGUUUCGGCACAACCGGGAGGACUGCCGCAAGAUCGGCGAGCUCGUGGCCACGGUGCGCGCCGUCGCAGAGAGCCUGCGGAAGAGCAUGGAGGAGGAGGAGGACGGCGGCGUCGGCGCGUUGGUGGGUGGCGCGCUCAAGGCUCUGAAGCAGGCCCUGGAACGCGCCUGGGAUUUCGUCGUCGCCUGCCAGAGGAAGAACGCCGUGCUCCGUGCCCUGGAGGCCGAUGCCGUCGCCGAGAAGCUGCGCCGGGUCUGCCUCGACGUCUCGCUGAACCUCAGCGCGGUGGUGCUCGCCAACGGCGCCUAUAACACCUCCAAGCUGGCCGACAUCAACGGAAUCGUUGCCGCCCUACGUGCAGACGUCGCCUACAACACCUGGAUGCUCGCCAAAAUUAUGGAGAUUGUUGCUGCUCUUCCGGAUGCUCACCUGCAUCUGCGACAACAGGUGGCAAGAUUGCUCCAGAUUUUCAGUUAUUCAACUGAUGACGAUGCUAGUUAUUAUCAAAAUGAAAGUAUAAGGGAGACAAAGAAAACAGAUGACCAUGCUAGUUACUAUCAAAAAUGA